Messenger RNA from Tupaia belangeri chinensis (Chinese tree shrew), 2255 nucleotides. It is a transcript of the gene LGALS3BP, whose product is annotated as galectin 3 binding protein. Gene Ontology annotation, molecular function: protein binding. The transcript is spliced from 6 exons. Gene Ontology annotation, cellular component: extracellular matrix; membrane. NCBI's taxonomy places the organism in Eukaryota, Metazoa, Chordata, Mammalia, Scandentia, Tupaiidae. The coding region runs from base 165 to 1910 and encodes 581 amino acids. The record is from RefSeq and is a predicted model, not a curated record.
GCUUCUGUAAAUCGAAACUAGACUUUCCUGGCGCAUUUUCCGGGACCCACCCCAGGAGAGUUUCCUGGGUUGAAGGGCAGUUGGCAGAAGGCUCUGCAGCUGAAGGCAGGAGGCCCCAGCAGCCCCCACAGCUCCCCAAGCAGGAUCGGGGCUCCAGCCUGACCAUGGCCCUCCCACGGCUCUUCUGGGUGUGGCUGCUGGUUGUGGGGACUCAUGGCCUGAAGGAUGGGGACAUGCGGCUGGCCGAUGGGGGUGCCCCCAACCAGGGCCGUGUGGAGAUCUUCUACAGAGGCCAGUGGGGGACCGUGUGUGACAACUUGUGGGACCUGACGGAUGCCAGCGUCGUCUGCCGGGCCCUCGGCUUCGAGAACGCCACUGAGGCUCUGGGAGGAGCUGCCUUUGGGCCAGGAACAGGCCCCAUCAUGUUGGAUGAAGUGGAGUGCUCGGGGACAGAGCCCUCGCUGGCCAACUGCAGGUCCCUGGGCUGGCUGAAGAGCCACUGCAAACACAGGCAGGACGCCGGCGUGGUCUGCAGCAACGAAACCAGAGACGCCCACACCCUCGACCUCUCCGGAGAGCUGUCUGCCGCGCUGGCGCAGAUCUUCGACAGCCAGCAGGGCUGCGACCUGGCCAUCAGGGUGAAGGUGCAGGGAGGGGAGGACCAGGGCCUGUGCGCACACACGCUCAUCCUGUCCGCCAACCCCGAGGCCCAGGCGCUGUGGAAGAAGCCGGGCAGCAAGGUCACCAUGUACGUGGACGCCGAGUGUGUGCCCGUCAUCAGAGACUUCAUCAGGUACUUCUACUCCCGAAGAAUCGACAUCUCCCUGUCAUCGGUCAAGUGCUUCCACAAGCUGGCCUCCGCCUACGGGGCCGGGCAGCUGCAGGCCUACUGCGGGCGCCUCUUUGCCGUCCUCCUGCCCCAGGACUCCUCCUUCCGCACGGCCCUGGACCUCCACGCCUACGCACUGGCCACCAAGGACCCGCUGCUGGAGGAGCUCUGCGUGCGGUUCCUCACCUGGAACUUCGAGGCCCUGACGCAGGCCGAGGCCUGGCCCAGCGUGCCCGUGGGCCUGCUCCAAGCGCUGCUGCCCCAGAGCGAGCUGGCCGUGUCCAGCGAGCUGGCCCUGCUGAAGGCCGUGGACGCGUGGGCCCAGGAGACACGUGCCCCCCGCGAGAAGGUGGAGGGCCUGCUGGAGGAGGUGCGCUUCCCCAUGAUGCUGCCCACGGACCUCUUCGAGCUGCAGUUCAACCUGUCCCUGUUCGCCAGUCACGAGGCCCUGUUCCAGAGGAAGAGCCUGCAGGCCCUGGAGUUCCACACGGUGCCUUUCCCUCUGCUGGCCCAGUACCGAGGCCUGAACCUCUCCGAGGACGCCUACAUGCCCCGAAUUUACACCUCGGCCACCUGGAGCGCCUCCGUGUGGCCCCGUGCCCGGGACACGUGGGACCCACGGCUGGCUUACCAGUCCAGACGGGAGUCUCCAUUCGGCUAUUCCAGUUACUCCAAAGGCUACGGGUAUUACCCCUCCCAGUCCUUCCGGACCCCGCAGCACCCCAGCUUCCUCUUCCAGGCCAAGCUCGUCUCCUGGGCUCUCACCUACCUCCCCACCAUGCAGAGCUGCUGGAACUAUGGGUUCUCCUGCUCCUCAGAGGAGCUCCCCGUCCUGGGCCUGACCAGAUCGGGCUACUCGGAUCCCACUGUCGGCUAUGAGAACAAAGCCCUGAUGCUCUGCGGAGGGCGCUUUGUGGCAGACGUCACCAACUUCGAGGGCACGAAGGCCCCGAUCCCCGGCGCCCUGGAUACCAACAGCUCCAAGGUUGCUUCCUUCUUCCCCUGCCCUGCAGGGUCCUUCAGCAGCUUCCGGGUGGCCAUCCGCCCCUUUUACCUGACCAACGCCACGGCCAUGGACUAGCAGGUGCGGCUAGAGGCUGGGACCAGGGGCAGGAACGCAGAGACCUCAGCACCCCACACACCCAGCGAGGGUCUCUGCUCUGGCUCCUUCCCUCUGCAAUCCCUGUCACCACCGACCACCAGGUGUCCCUCCUGCACCCAACCAUCUCCCUAAGCUUGGAGAAACUCCUGGAAGGUUUCAGCUAGCCCUCGCUGUGGAGUCUCCCACUGCCUGGCUGGUUUCCAGGUCCGGAAGCAACGAGACCCUGCCCUGAUGCUGUGGGGUCUCUCGUUUGUGUCCCCUUUCAGUUGCACGCUUUGUCACUGUCACUGGUCUGAGGUCACUAAAUCCUCAUUGUGUCCUCCA